CUAAUCGCCACGAAUUCUCCGAGUCGUAACUAUUCCAAUUAAUAUUUCGGAUCCCUGCAGUACUCUUGUCUUAUCUUCUGUCGUCCAUUGGUAUCAUUCUCGGUCAUACCGACUUUCCGUAGGCGAUAUUUGGUUGCACAAGACCUGUCAAGUGUCGGGGUCGAAUCUGCAGGGUUUACUAUAUUUUCUAGCCCUUAGCCCCAGGAGUUGAUUAACAGGUAGUCGUGCUACUGGACAGCCUGGUCAAGAUUCGUGGAGAGGGGAGGGGGCAUGGUUCUCGAUCUACAAAAUGGCCCUCCCUUUGUCUCUUCACCACGAUGAAGAUCGUUCCAUUCUUCUAUCCGACUCCGAAGACGACGACUUGCUCCCUGCACCUCGUAAAGUACGCGAGCCGACGACACCCGCGUCUAGGGAUAGUGAGGAGGCCAUGCGCCAGAAGACCAAAGAUGCAGCUGCCAACAUCCCAACCCACCCAAUACCCGCCAUGCAGCCAGCCUUCUCCGAGUCUCUAAUCGAGGCUACCAAUAGUCCUGCCCUAUCGAAACCGAAGCUUAGAUUUGCCACAGCGAGGGAACGUAGAAACUACUUGCUGGACGGGGCUAAGGGAGAGGGGCUACAUAGCGAGCUAUGGCGAUACCGACCAGGUCAAAAAUAUCACGAGCUCUGGAAGCUCAUGGCUCAAAUAUCAUUCGGCGUACACUUACUACUCAAUGGGAUCGCGAAUAGUAACGAGCAGGUGGUUAAUAUCCUCCAAGGUCACAUCGACGAGGUAGACGAGUUUCUAGAGACGAUAUUAGAAGAUGUCGAACUCGCGAUACAUGAUAUUCGAGAUCGUAUCGACCAUCUGAAGCUGCCGAUGCAGAAUAUCGAGACCUUUGAGCAAAUGCUGGAGGAUCGUAGUUUUCGGUUGCAGAUAGUAACUGGGAACGAAAAGAUCGAGCAUAUAAUCUCUCGGACUACAACGGCCCUGGAAGUGAUAGUUGCGGAUAUCGGCGAGGGACAGGGUGCCACGAAAGAGUUUGCAUCGUAUCUCAGCGAUCAGCAGGACGGGGUGUGGCAACAGCAGCGUCCAGAGGUUGGGGAUAUUUUCGACGCCAUGAGAGGGAACGCCCAAGGCUGGUACAAAGCCUUUCUCGAAUUGCAGCGUACAACGUCGAAUUUACGCGCCCUGCUCAACAAGCUCGACAGGAUAGUAUCAGAAAUGAACUAUCGCGCUGGUGAAGUAAGCCGGAGAACAAGGGCAAGUGUUGUUCCGUUCUCUAGCCCGAUAGACCAGCCUCUGCCGAAGAGUAACUCGCGAAAUUCAUCGAUGCGAUCGUCUGAUAGAUGGCCACCGAAACUUGAGCUCUCCAAUAGCACGUCUCAAAGAUCCGUAGCGGGUUCAACCGGAACCAGGGAGACGCUCAUGGUGGUCCAGUACAACGCCCCGAUAGAACCAAUGUCUCCAGUGGAGUUAGAGGCGGACACCGUUCCAAGAAUGGCUAUAACCAUCGAAGAGGACUCAGAACCUGCUGAGGAGGAAGAGGAGGAAGAGGAGGAAGAGGAGGAAAAGGAGGAAAAGAAGGACGAGCCGCCGGCGGAUGAAGGCCUCUACAUUCUACAGCCACGAACGUAUACUCCACAACCGCCCGCACCAAUACCUUCGCCAAGAGUCCAAGAUUCGUCGUUCGAAGAUCUUCCACUCCCAAUAGAGGACCUUGAAAUCGAAGACCUUGAAAUUCAAGGCCCUACAAUAGAAGACCCUCCAAUACAAGAUCCCCCAAUCGCGAUGCCAGAGGAGCAGCCGAAGAGAACAUCUUUGCGGCAGAGGCUGUCUCUAAAAGGAAGCAGCCUGCCAGAAGCUAUUCAGGUUCCCUCUCGUAACAUGCCUGAGCUCCAGAGGCCCACGUACCUGGACGCACAAUACCAGUCUCCGGGAUACCUACCCUCGCGCACCUACCAAGGCCCAGAUUCUGCCUAUGGCUCUGACAGCGAGGCACGGCAGCCAGUCCGUUCGAUGACGGAAUUUGGAGGUGUGCUACCACCGCCAGGUUUUCCGGCGCCAGCGUUACCUUCUCCGAGUUCGGACAGACAGCACUACUUCCCAGUACGAGCAAGUCCUCACUCGCCUCUGCAGCAGAGACCGUGGACGUCCGGCACGCACAUGCAUGCAGGCCAUUUACGAAAUCAGCCUUCGGCAAUGGGAAUGAGCAUGCUAAGUAACGUGACAACGCUCAACCCGGAAAAUCAGAAGGCGGUAAAAAAGAAGCGUAGUGCAUUUGGGUGGCUGAAGAAGGCAUUCUCACUCGAUGACGAAGAGCGUGCAGAAUUCGAGGCAAGGAGAGCACAGCAAGCUCCUAAUCCAUAUUAUGAAAGCCGAAGCCCUCAGUACUUGGACGGCAAGCGUGUACCAGACUAUAGGCGUCGACAAUAAUCCGAUCGAGGGGGAACGCGGCGGUGUCGCAGGAACCUUGAAUUGUUAUUCUCCGACUCGGAGGAUGUUUUCGAUGGGGCCUUGGGGGUUAAUAAGUGGUCAUCGAUUGAUCUGCGAUCUGAUCGGCAAGCAC
Daldinia vernicosa is the source of this 2546-nucleotide messenger RNA. RefSeq lists its product as uncharacterized. Lineage: Eukaryota; Fungi; Ascomycota; Sordariomycetes; Xylariales; Hypoxylaceae. The record is from RefSeq and is a predicted model, not a curated record. The transcript is spliced from 2 exons. The coding region runs from base 290 to 2413 and encodes 707 amino acids.